UCGCAAGCACAGCUCAAACUACUAGAACAUAAGACUGAAUAUGUCAUGAUGUUAAGUUAACAUCCCUCCCGAAAACGAGCAAUGAACCCUUCCACAAACCUCUCCAUCAAUUUAUACUACCUUUGUAUCAUCAAUCUCUGCUUUGCCCUGACGCAUGCGGCUACAUUUGUCAUAACAAACAAUUGCAGCUACACAGUUUGGGCUGCGGCUAUACCCGGUGGUGGCAUGGAGCUCGACCCACGGGGUGGAACAUGGAUAAUUGAUGUCCCAUCUGGAACCAGUGGCGGUCGAAUCUGGGCACGAACUGGCUGUGUCCAUUUGGACGAAGCUACUGCUACUCGAAGAAAAUUGAAACCAGCAGCAUAUUCCAUCUCCCAAGAAACGGGUCCUCCCCAUGUUGGAAUCCUAGCGUCGACAAUGUGCAGUAAUGGUGGGCUUUUCCAAUGCCAAACCGGUGACUGCGGUGGGCUUCUCCAAUGCGAAGCCUAUGGUGCACCCCCAAACACCCUAGCAGAAUAUGCACUAAAUCAGUUGAACAAUUUGGAUUUUUUUGAUAUCUCUCUCGUGGAUGGGUUUAAUGUUCCCUUGGAAUUUAGUCCCACCUCUAAUGGUUGCACCCGUGGGAUAAGAUGUACUGCAGAUAUCAACGGGCAAUGCCCCAAUGAGUUGAGGGCUCCUGGUGGAUGUAACAAUCCAUGCACUGUAUUCAAGAGCAAUCAAUACUGUUGCAACUCUGGGAGUUGUGCGCCUACAUCUUAUUCCAGAUUUUUCAAGGAGCGUUGCCCCGAUGCUUACAGUUACCCUAAGGAUGACCAAACCAGCACAUUUACAUGCAAUGGUGGGACUAACUACAAGGUUACCUUCUGCCCUUGAAGAACCGGCUCAGAACUAUCCUGCAGUAUGCCUAUGAUGGGAUGAGAACUUAAUUAAGGGGCACUUGGCAAGCACACGUUGCAGUCUGCACUCUGUAGACACUGAUUUCCAAAUUUAGAUUAGGUUGCUGUAAUAUCUUCACGGAAGACUCAAAUGUAUUAGAAAAAAUGAAAUAAUUAAGCUAAAAUAUGAAA
Juglans microcarpa x Juglans regia is the source of this 1067-nucleotide messenger RNA. RefSeq names its product protein P21-like. Bases 82 to 873 code for a protein of 263 amino acids. The record is from RefSeq and is a predicted model, not a curated record. Gene Ontology annotation, cellular component: extracellular region. Lineage: Eukaryota; Viridiplantae; Streptophyta; Magnoliopsida; Fagales; Juglandaceae. The transcript is spliced from 2 exons. Gene Ontology annotation, biological process: defense response.